AUGGAGUCAGCUGCGCCUCUUUCUCAGGGGCCUCUCGGGGCUGGUGGCAUCCUGCAAGCUGGUUUGAUUCCCUUGCUUGUAUUAAAGCUGAAGACUGAGUUGGAUGAUAUCCAGGAGCUAAUCCUUGAUACGCUCUCCAACUGUCUGCACAUUGAGGUUUCUGAAGCCCUAGCAGCUGGCGCUGUUACUGUCCUGAAGGAGAAGCUCACACACUCAUCAGCAGCCAUCAAAAGCAAAGCAGUUUUGGUCAUGUUAGAAAUUAGUACUCAUCCAGAGGCAAAAACUGUGGUAUGUGAAGCGAAUGUUAUUCCUGUGCUGGUGAGCCUGCUGGAAGAUACAGAUCCUGAAGUCCAAGCUCGUGCUGCAGGAGCACUGAUGUUUGCUGCUGUUAUACCUCAGGGGAGAUCCUCAGCCAUGGGUGCUGAAGCCAUUCCACCUUUACUGAAGUUGGUUGCUGAGGAAACCAGCAAAGCCCGUCUGAAUGCAAUCAAAACCCUCACCUUGCUGGCUGAGCUACCAGAGGGCCGCGAAACACUCCUGGAUCAUACAAACACAUUUGAGCAGUGUCUGGAUGAUCCCUGCGAGGCAGUGCAAAGAGCUGCCAAAAUCGCCAUCGCUGUCAUCCAAUGGAAACCUUUCUGCAGCCGUGAUCUUUUCUAG
Molecule: messenger RNA, 660 nt
Organism: Acanthisitta chloris (rifleman)
Lineage: Eukaryota; Metazoa; Chordata; Aves; Passeriformes; Acanthisittidae
Product: rhabdoid tumor deletion region protein 1-like
Exons: 4
Coding region: 1-660 (219 amino acids)
Molecular function (GO): protein binding
Source: RefSeq, a predicted model, not a curated record